CUCUGGGCCGGACCUCCGGUUCCCUCUCGCCGCGUCUGAGCGCCAACUUCGCCAAGAACGCUCCCAACUCCAGGCCACCCUGCCGGGCAGAGAGGGCGCUGCUGCCGGGCACCAGUCGCGAGGACGCGCCGCUGGCUCUGGGGAGGAAGCCACCAUCUGCGGGGUCACUCGGGCGCCCCUGAGUGGGCGGCAGCGGCAGCAGCAGACUUCUCUCCCGGGAUUCCGGGACCUGCCAGCGCUGGGGAUUCCUCCGGGGCAGGCGCUCGCCCUCUCUUUUAUGGAGCUUGGGCCCCUGCCGCAGCCCAGUGGAGGCUGUGGAGGUCUGCGGUCCGGAAACCGGGUUCCCAGCCCCGUGGUCUGUCCCUGGCUACGGGGAGUGGAGGCUCCCACGAGGUAGCAGUGGCCUGCAGUGGCCCCCCUCUCCACAGUGAGCCAUGGGCCAGAAGCUUUCCGGGAGCCUCAAGUCGGUGGAGGUGCGGGAGCCUGCGCUGCGACCCGCCAAGCGCGAGCUGCGAGGUGCAGAGCCCGGGCGGCCCGCCCGGCUGGACCAGCUGUUGGACAUGCCCGCGGCGGGGCUGGCCGUGCAGCUGCGGCACGCGUGGAACCCCGAGGACCGCUCCCUCAACGUCUUCGUCAAGGAGGACGAUCGGCUCACCUUCCACCGGCACCCGGUGGCGCAGAGCACGGACGGCAUCCGCGGCAAGGUGGGCCACGCGCGCGGCCUGCACGCCUGGCAGAUCCACUGGCCCGCGCGACAGCGGGGCACCCACGCGGUGGUGGGCGUGGCCACGGCGCGAGCCCCGCUGCACUCGGUGGGCUACACGGCGCUGGUGGGCAGUGACGCCGAGUCGUGGGGCUGGGACCUGGGCCGCAGCCGCCUCUACCACGACGGCAAGAACCGGCCCGGGGUCGCCUACCCGGCCUUCCUAGGACCCGAGGAGGCCUUCGCGCUGCCCGACUCGCUGCUGGUGGUGCUGGACAUGGAUGAGGGCACGCUCAGCUUCAUCGUGGACGGCCAGUACCUGGGCGUGGCCUUCCGAGGCCUCAAGGGCAAGAAGCUGUACCCGGUGCCGAGCCCCUGCCGCUCAUGGACCUGUGCCGGAGAUCCAUCCGCGCCGCCCUGGGCCGUCGGCGCCUGCAGGACAUCGGCUCCCUGCCGCUGCCACAGUCUCUCAAAAACUACCUGCAGUACCAGUGACCCCGCGCGGGGACCGGCCUGCCCGCCGGCCACGGUCACGCAGCCCGCACAGGAGGGGUCCGAAAGGCCGGGACGUGUGACAAGUUCAGACAAGAAUCGUCUGUCUCCACAGGCCCUGCCGUCCACGCCUCCCUAAGGCGCUGCCACCCGCCCAUCCUUCGGGACGCACGCCGUGGUGGCCCCCUUUACUGAUCGGGACUGAUGGCGGCUCCCUAUUCAAGAGAGUGAAUGAAACAUGCUGCGGGAGACUUCUGCUCCGUGUCCCCUGCAGGCAGGGUCAGGGGAACCGGGCCAGGGCUGAGAAGAAUGAGGGUAGCCUCUGCCCACACCCCUCCUGGCCCCACCUCUGGCCAAGGUUAGCAGGAUUGUCACACCAGUUUAGGACUUGAGGCCACUUUGAGAGACUAUUCCCCAGGGAUGCCCAACAGCAGAAUGCACGAGUGGACAAAGCAACUUUAGACGCCUCCUGCUUACCUCUUGACGUUGUUUACUCGCCCACCCGCACCAUGCCCCAUGCCCCAUGCCCCACGCCCUCGUCCCACUGAGGUGCAGCUCGGCUGUCCCCUCUGUUCAGGGAGGAUGCUUCUGACAGAUUCUCCCAGGACAGCUGAGCCUCGGUGAUGAUGAUUAUCUUGAGUUGCUUUUGCAUUUUAAAAGAGGAGUGUGUGGAGGACAGCCCUUAGUCUACAGGUGCUAAAGGGGACAGAGGCAUUGUGACACCCAAGUCUGAAGAGGUCCUGGGGCUGAGCAGCCUUCCCAGGGCCUCUGGGCUGCCCACCCUUCUGGGUGCAGCCUGCGCUGUAGCAAAGCCAUCCAUGAGCGAGUUAUUUUUUCACUUUAGGAGAAUCCCACAGGUUUAUUUCCUGUUUCAACUGUGUGUGUGGCGUGCUGUUUAUUUAUCAGUCUGGGACCUAGCGGAUACCUGGAGGGUGGACGUGGGCGGGGGGGCCCUGCUCGGCCACCCAUGGGAGUCUGGUCCCCCUGCAAAGCCAUGCUGCUGCUGCUGCUGCCGCCACUGUCCGGCAUCUCUGGUGUGUUUCAGAUGCUCUGCACCCAGACUCCUUGGUAACUGGAAAUUGUCACAGCAGUGGGACACCAGAGCCCCAGUUGGCACUGCCUCCCCCCGACCCUCGUCAAUGUGAACUUGACCAUGAAUGAGGAGCGUUUCUAAUAAAGUUUGCAGUUCAGUCCUUCA
This is a messenger RNA of Ictidomys tridecemlineatus (thirteen-lined ground squirrel), 2393 nucleotides long. RefSeq names its product splA/ryanodine receptor domain and SOCS box containing 4 (gene Spsb4). Gene Ontology annotation, biological process: intracellular signal transduction; proteasome-mediated ubiquitin-dependent protein catabolic process. The record is from RefSeq and is a predicted model, not a curated record. Gene Ontology annotation, molecular function: protein binding. Gene Ontology annotation, cellular component: SCF ubiquitin ligase complex. NCBI's taxonomy places the organism in Eukaryota, Metazoa, Chordata, Mammalia, Rodentia, Sciuridae.